UCACAAGCCGAGGGUCAUCGGCCGGCGCGCUCCCCAGUGUCACGGCGGCUGCUUACUGGAUCACACGUCGACCCUCCGACCCGAAAUGCGAUCUGUAUAUCUACUGCUGUGUAUACCGGCCGUGUGCCUCGCCUCCGUCCGCGAGUACAGUGAGGAGCGAGCGAAGAUGGUGCGAAACGAGGCGAGGCUAUCGCUCGGGGGGAGAUCCGAGCUCACAGACAAAGAGAGCGCCGUCAACGACUGCCUGAUGCGACACAAGUUCAGAGAGAUCGAUUACGGCUUCGAUAACCCCAGAUACUACAAUUUCUCGCAUCACUUCUUCGAAUAUAUGCGCGAUAUCGAGCUGUCGAAAGUGUAUAGAAUUAUCAGGGACAUGCCCAAGGGUGCGGCGUUGCACGUCCACGAUAUGGGCAUCUUGGGACCGGACUACGUCGUGAAUAUUACCUACAUGGAUCACCUGUACGUCUGCUUUCAGGACGGCGACGUAAAGUUCAAAUUCUCCAACAAGUCGCCCAAAGACAUUUGCGCCAACAAGUGGGAGCUCAUGAGCAACGCGAGAAAACUGUCUCGAAACAUUACAGAGUUCGAUGCGAAAAUCCGAGCCUAUUUCACGAUGUACACCGACGACCCUGGCGCAGUAUAUCCAACGAUUAAGGAAUCCUGGGGGGUGUUUCUGAAAUACUUCGGCAGAAUCCUCCCCCUCGUCACGUACAGGCCGGUGUGGGAGCAAUACUUCUACGACGUCCUGAAACAAUUCCGAAGCGACAACGUAAUGUACGUGGAAGUGAGGAGCCUGCUUCCUAACUUGUACGAGCUGGACGGGACGGUGUUUCCAAUGCUUGUGACGGCAAUGGCUUACAAGAAAGCGAUUCAUAGAUUCGUGAGGGAUUAUCCUGAUUUUUACGGUGCGAAACUGAUAUUCGCUCCGUCGAGAAGAAUCGAUAUACCCAAGUUAGAAGAAUACUUGCAACUGGCCCGCGCGAUCAAGGAGGACAUGCCGGAAGAAUUUGCGGGUUUCGACCUGGUCGGUCAAGAGGAUGCGGGGAAACCUCUGAUAGAAUUCGUGCCGCAGCUUCUUGAAGCAUCUAAGGACUUGGAUUACUUCUUCCACGCCGGAGAAACUAACUGGUACGGGACAUUGACGGACGACAACCUCUAUGACGCCAUUCUUCUGGGAACGAAAAGGAUUGGCCACGCGUACGCCCUGCCAAAGCACCCCUUACUCAUGGAUGAGGUGAAGAAGAGGGGUAUCGGUAUAGAAGUGAACGUCAUAUCCAAUGCUGUUCUAUCUCUAGUGCGGGAUGUAAGGAAUCAUCCUCUAAGCAUAUUCCUGGCUAGGGAUUUACCGGUGGUGUUGUCUAGUGAUGAUCCUGGCAUUUGGGAGGCAGAUUCACUAUCUGAUGACUUCUAUGUUGCUUUUGUCGGUGUGGCCAACCGUUUAGAAGACUUGAGAGUAUUGAAACAGCUGGCCCUGAAUUCUUUGAUGUAUAGUGCGUUGAGUGGAGCAGCCAAGACUGAAGCAAUAGUGAAAUUCAAUGCACAAUGGGACCAGUUCAUUAAUAACUUCGAUUGCUCAAGGUAUUAAAAUGUUAUGUAAAUUAUUGUAA
Molecule: messenger RNA, 1607 nt
Organism: Aricia agestis (brown argus)
Lineage: Eukaryota; Metazoa; Arthropoda; Insecta; Lepidoptera; Lycaenidae
Product: adenosine deaminase AGSA-like
Exons: 1
Coding region: 86-1585 (499 amino acids)
Biological process (GO): adenosine catabolic process; inosine biosynthetic process
Molecular function (GO): adenosine deaminase activity
Source: RefSeq, a predicted model, not a curated record